UUUCCCUAAUUUUUUAUCCUUUUCUACAACCGACUCCCUUUUAGUGUUCUUGGGCCAUGGUUCGAAAGAAAGGUUCCCUUAUAUUAUGCGGUGCUUUUCUGUUUGUCGCGUGGAACGCUUUGCUUUUACUUUACCUUUGGGGACGUCCACCGAUUGGCCGCCUCGGGGAGGGUGAUGGCGCCGAACCAAGAGGAAAUGAGGAGUGGGGUCUGAUCAGAGGCAAAGGAAGCCGGACCAACCUGGCGGGGGAGGUGAUCCAGCUGGCAGAGGAAGUUGAAAUUCAGCUGGAGACCCAGAAAAAGCUCUUAAAGCAGAUCGGAAGUUACAGGGCAGCAUGGUCCAAGCGCAAAGAUGUUGGCAAAAGAGAAAUGGCCGUCAAAUCCGAAGCGGUUCACCCGCCCCGGAGGCCUCCCCUUCCUUUGAAAGACAACAUGGAUACCAAGGAUCAACCUCGAAAACACCCUCGCAAGUCUUUUGUUUCACUCGCCCCAGACGCUCAGCGUCAGUCCAACGUCAUUGAGACGGUCAGCGCUGACAAAUUGGCAACUUUUGUCGCGAGCCCAGAAGUCGUCAUUCCUAUCCUAGUUAUCGCCUGCGACCGAGUGACCGUCAAACGGAGUCUUGACAGACUGAUUCAGUACCGGCCUUCCCAAGAACUCUAUCCUAUCAUUGUCAGCCAGGACUGCGGCCAUGCUGAAACAGCCAAUGUCAUUGGCUCAUAUGGCAGUCAAGUGACACACAUUAGCCAGCCAGACCUCUCAGACAUCAGAGUACGGCCGGAACACAGGAAGUUCCAGGGCUACUACAAAAUUGCCAGACAUUAUCGCUGGGCGCUCAACCAAGUGUUCAACACUUUCUCCCAGUCCACCGUGGUCAUAGUAGAGGAUGACCUUGAGGUGGCACCGGACUUCUUUGAGUAUUUCCGUGCCAUGUACCCAAUCCUGCGAGCCGACCCGACCUUGUGGUGUGUGUCCGCCUGGAAUGAUAACGGCAGAGACGCCUUGAUCGAUCCAUCCAAAGCCGCUCUUCUUCACCGGACAGACUUCUUCCCCGGUCUGGGCUGGAUGCUGCUUAACGAAUUGUGGGAGGAGCUGGAACCCAAAUGGCCUUCUGCAUUCUGGGACGAUUGGAUGCGUCUGCCAGAGCAGCGCAAGGACCGCUCAUGCAUUCGCCCGGAAAUCUCCCGGACGAUCACCUUUGGCCGAAAAGGUGUCAGUUUAGGUCAAUUCUUUGACCAGUAUCUACGCUAUAUUCGACUUAAUAUGGAAUUUGUGCCUUUUACCAAACAAGACUUCUCUCAUUUGCUAAAAGACAAGUAUGAUGAGAAGUUUAUCAAAGAAGUUUACAACGCCCCACUGGUGAAGAUUGAGGAGCUGCAACAGGGGGGAAGUUUAAGUGGACCUGGUCCUUAUAGAGUCAAAUACUCUAGCAGGGAUAGUUUUAAAGUCCUUGCCCGGAAUCUGGGGGUGAUGGAUGACUUGAAAUCCGGAGUCCCGCGGACAGGCUACAGGGGUGUCGUCAGUUUCCUGCACCGCGGUCGAAGAGUGUUUUUGGCUCCGCCAGAAGGUUGGACGCAAUAUGAUGUCAGCUGGAGUUGAGACGGGUCCAAAAAAAAAUAAUAACCUAAAGUGUCGACAAGACGAGUCAUGCUCGGAGGUGCACCUCUUGGGACCCAAGAAGGAAUUCCAACAGCACACCGGCGGGACUAUGAGCUUGCCUGUUUGCCAGGAAGCUUCCGAAAUGAGGCGCUCGCUCAGGAUCAGCUUGCAUCGAGGCCACCUAGACAAGAAUCCACCGAGUUCAAUGUCACGAAAGGAAAAAUUCCACUCUUGAACACAGCGAAAAUGGUGAAUUAAUGCAACGAUCAUUCAUUAAAUCUGUGAAAUAAUCAGACAGAGAUGACGCUUCCUUUUAUUACCUUCUCCGGUUCACAUCUCACUAGUGGAACAAUCGCAAAAUUCCACCGAGUGGUCCAGUUCAGUUUUGAUUUAACCGUACGAUUUCUCACAGUCGACCUUUUGUACGAUUUGCCGUUGCUUAGCUAUUUUUAAAACAAGCCGUCACCAACAACUUAGUGCGGCGAUUGUUGUUUUCGCGCUUCUCCAAAAUUAUUGUGAAAAGAUUUUUCCGGCGGAUCCUAUUUUUAUGGAAGUACAGAAGCUGAGUUUAUUUUUGUAAUCAGUUCAAUACAUUUUCAAAAAUGUGUAUUCAUAUACAAAAAAUACAUUUCCUUUCUUCUGUUCCAGACUGCCAUAUACUGUAGACCAGGGGUGCCCCAAUACUUUAAAAAUAUGUUAAAGUGUAAGUUGGGGGUUCGUUGUGUUUGAAUGAAUGGCUCUACUUUACGAAACGACAAAAGGAGAGAUGGAUUCCGUUUGAACCGCAGAGCGAUCGACAACACGCUUUCGGCAACUCAAAUCACUUCCUGCUUUCUAACUAUUUUCUAUUUAGUUAUUUUCUAACAUGGGGCGGCGAUCGGCGUGUCACCUGAUACAAAUAGCAACAGUAUUACGAAUUUGCAAGACAAUUCCGACUAAAAAAUGUAGCCCGGGUUGGCUCUUAUUGGUCAAUGGGAAGGAAAAAAAAGAACUGAGCUGUACUGCUUUGUGGAAACGGAGCCUCAGAAAAGUACCGGUACGUGAUGAUGAUAGCAGUUGUGUAAAUGCAGAAUAAGUAUCUUAUCGAUGAGAAUCUUAUGGCAGUCAAAGAUGCAGGCACGAUUGAUUUUUUGUUUGUUUGUUUGUUUUGUUGUGGUUGUUGCUUAAAAUUCCAGCGCUGUUGUCCUAAGGGUACUUCUUGAAGCAAAAAGCUAGAGAUCAAUCUUCCAGUGUUUUCUUCUGCUUCAAACAGAAUCAUUCCUGUGUGUUGUUCAUUUCAUAUCGA
Hippocampus zosterae (dwarf seahorse) is the source of this 2883-nucleotide messenger RNA. It is a transcript of the gene mgat1b, whose product is annotated as alpha-1,3-mannosyl-glycoprotein 2-beta-N-acetylglucosaminyltransferase b. NCBI's taxonomy places the organism in Eukaryota, Metazoa, Chordata, Actinopteri, Syngnathiformes, Syngnathidae. Bases 57 to 1598 code for a protein of 513 amino acids. Gene Ontology annotation, biological process: protein N-linked glycosylation. The transcript has 2 exons. The record is from RefSeq and is a predicted model, not a curated record. Gene Ontology annotation, molecular function: alpha-1,3-mannosylglycoprotein 2-beta-N-acetylglucosaminyltransferase activity. Gene Ontology annotation, cellular component: Golgi apparatus.